Molecule: messenger RNA, 2372 nt
Organism: Triplophysa dalaica
Lineage: Eukaryota; Metazoa; Chordata; Actinopteri; Cypriniformes; Nemacheilidae
Gene: chst11
Product: carbohydrate (chondroitin 4) sulfotransferase 11
Exons: 3
Coding region: 296-1354 (352 amino acids)
Biological process (GO): proteoglycan biosynthetic process; carbohydrate biosynthetic process
Cellular component (GO): membrane
Molecular function (GO): sulfotransferase activity
Source: RefSeq, a predicted model, not a curated record
ACAGCAUUCUCAUCUGAAAUAACCAUCACUACAUGCAUCACAUUCAUUCGAAGCCAGCGCACGUUUUUUUCACAAAGUAUCUGUAAAGAACUCGGCAAGGGGGCGGAGUCUCCCAGCUGUAGUCUCCAGUAGUCUAGUGCGCGGAGGAAGGCUGCGCACUCCAGGGAGCUGCGCUGAGCUCAUUGAGACACGGACGCAGGCGGCAGCAGCGAGAGGCACCAUCAGCAUCAAACACAAACCCGCUGUACGGGGCUCGGCAGGCAGCCCCCGUCCCUCCGUCUCUCCGUGCCCAGCCAUGAAACAGACGCUACUGGACCUCAUGAGGAUGAGUAGGAUCUGCCGGAUGGUGCUGGCCACUUGUUUCGGAUCUUUUAUUCUGGUCAUCUUCUACUUCCAAAGUAUGUUCCAACCAGUCAUGAGGCGGAACCCAUUCGCAGUGGAGGGAUGCUGUCGGAAAGGCUCAAGAAACGCUUUGCAGGAGCUGUACAACCCUACGCAGGCCGAGUUCUCCGCGGCAGCGGUUUUGCAUCAGGCCCGGCGAGAUCAGGUAGCGGACACAUGCCGCGCCCACAGCGCGUCCAGUCGCAAGAGACGCGUCCUGACCCCCAACGACCUCAAACACCUGGUGGUGGACGAGGAGCACGAACUCAUCUACUGCUACGUGCCCAAAGUGGCCUGCACCAACUGGAAGAGGGUCAUGAUGGUGCUGAGCGGCCGGGGAAAGUACAGCGACCCGAUGGAGAUUCCGUCCAACGAGGCCCACGUCCCCUCCAACCUCAAGACCCUCAACCAGUACAGCAUCCCCGACAUCAACCACCGCCUCAAGAGCUACAUCAAGUUCCUCUUCGUGCGCGAGCCCUUCGAGAGGUUGGUGUCCGCUUACCGCAACAAGUUCACGCUGCGCUACAACUCCUCCUUCCACAAGCGCUACGGGACAAAGAUCGUGAGGCGGUACCGUAAGAACGCCACGGCCGAGGCGCUGCAGAGCGGCACCGAUGUCAAGUUCCAAGAAUUCGCAGAGUACCUGGUGGACCCGGCGACGCAGAGAGAAGCUCCGCUGAACGAACACUGGCAGACGGUUUACACGCUCUGCCACCCCUGCCACAUCCACUACGACCUGGUGGGCAAAUACGAGACUCUGGAAGAAGACGCCAACUACGUGUUGAAGCUGGCGGGGGUGGGCGACUCGUUGCGCUUCCCGACGUUCGCCAAAUCCACCCGCACAACCGACCAAAUGGCGGCGACGUUUUUCAACAACAUCAGUUCGCAGCAGCAGGGUCAACUUUACCAACUUUACAAACAGGACUUCAUAAUGUUCAACUACUCCACUCCCAGCUACCUGAAACUGCAAUAAACGCCAACAUGGUUGCACGCACACACUCGGAGCUCUGGACGCGUUCGAGCGAUGGGAGAAAGACAGUGGCAAUCUCCACACAGGCAACCAAAUGUAAAGUUGUAUUCAUAUCCGCAUGGACGGUGGCUUUAUUUCCAGAAAAUCGAGGAGCUGUCGGUCAACUGCGAAUAAGGGACAAGUGUGAAGUGUUAAUUGCAGCUUUCUUCGGAGGUCUUAUGAAGUCCUAUAUCCUGAAACCUUUGUCCAUUGAAUUGUAAAAAAAGUGCGAGCUCCUAUUCCCAACCAUCAAAAGCAAUACGACUGAUUCCGAGCCAUACCUGCUCAACCGGUUCGUCUAUGAAUAUACUCGACCAGCCACCCUUACUAUUGAAGUUUAUCAGAAAGGAGCGCCUCGAGAACUUAAGACGCAAUAUUAUAUAAUCAAACUUCCUACUUCUAAUUUAGUGUUCCCUUUGGAAGUUCCCUACGCCUCUCACUUCACUCCCAGUUUUUUAGAUGGCCUUUGUAUGUGUGUAUUUAUACUGUGCAUAUUUAAAGCAAGGCUUUGUAUGCACACUAAAAUAAAUAUGACAAAAAGGCACUGAAUCGUGCCUUGCUGUAGGGGCGUGCCCAAAUGUGAUUGACAGGCAGUGGCUCGCCCCGCCGGGGGACGCAUCCGUAGCGGGAGGUCGCACGGGUGGAAGCUCGGCCCGUUCCCACAAUCCCUCCUCCCUCUGUCGAUUCUCAGUAAAUCUACGGAGUACGGUUGUUUUAUUUUGUUUAUGUUCGUUGUCUUACGAGAAAGUGGCUGCGAGCAGCACAAUGUAAUAUUAUUUGAAUGAUUGUGUGUGAAAUAGAGAUUUAAUAUUUUGUUGGCAGGGACGGAAAGCUUAGAGGUAGAGAUUUUAUAUGAUUUCAUUUUCACAUUUUUUCCGCCUCUCAUGCUAAGCGAUUGCAGAGACGCCUCGCCGGUUGUUUUGUGAGGGGUGUACGAAAACGGGCCGGACUUGGUUUUCUGAGCCGAAUUUUUUUGGCAAAU